Messenger RNA from Contarinia nasturtii (swede midge), 1210 nucleotides. Its product is annotated as aldo-keto reductase family 1 member B1-like. Gene Ontology annotation, molecular function: aldose reductase (NADPH) activity. NCBI's taxonomy places the organism in Eukaryota, Metazoa, Arthropoda, Insecta, Diptera, Cecidomyiidae. The transcript is spliced from 5 exons. The coding region runs from base 109 to 1062 and encodes 317 amino acids. Gene Ontology annotation, cellular component: cytosol. The record is from RefSeq and is a predicted model, not a curated record.
UCAUUAGUCUACACUUGCCGCUAGCGAAGUACAGACAUUGCGAAGUAUUAUUCUUUGUACACUUUAUUUUCACGGUCGGUAAUUUUCCAUAAAACAACAUAGUAUACAAUGGCAUCAGUUCCGUACAUCACAUUUAACAACGGUCAAAAAAUUCCUCAGCUUGGACUUGGAACCUGGAAUUCACCUGUCGGUCAAGUCACUCAAGCUGUAAAGGAUGCAAUUGAUAUCGGUUAUCGUCAUUUCGACUGCGCCUACGUUUACGGUAACGAAGCUGAAGUUGGUACAGGUAUCAACGCAAAAAUCACCGAAGGUGUUGUAAAGAGAGAAGAUUUGUUCAUCACCAGCAAAUUGUGGAAUACAUUCCAUCGUCCCGACUUGGUGAUCCCGUCUUUGAAGAAAACAUUGGAAAAUUUGGGCACUCCAUACUUGGAUUUGUAUUUGAUUCAUUGGCCAUUUGCCUACAAAGAAGACGGCGAUUUGUUCCCAAAAGACGAAAAUGAUAAGAUUUUGUUUUCGGAUGUCGAUUAUGUUGACACAUGGAAAGAAAUGGAGAAAGCCGUUGAACUUGGUUUGGUGAAGAGCAUUGGAAUCUCCAAUUUCAAUGCGGCACAAACAAAACGCAUUGUUGAGGCAAGCACCAUCAAACCAGUCACCAACCAAGUUGAAUGCCAUCCAUAUCUUACACAACAAAAAUUGAGCGCCUACUUGAAAAGUCUUGAUAUUGUGUUGACGGCUUACAGUCCACUUGGAUCACCAAACCGUCCAUGGGUUACAGCUGACGAUCCAGUUGUACUGGAAGAUCCAAAGGUUCUUGCCAUUGCCGCUAAAUUCAACAAAACACCAGCUCAAAUUUUGAUUCGCUACCAAAUUCAACGUGGUCAUGUUGUCAUUCCAAAAUCUGUAACCAAAGAGCGCAUUGCAACCAACUUCAAUGUUUUCGAUUUUGAAUUGAGCGACGCAGACAUUGCCGAAAUCAACACCUUCGAAUGUAAUGGUCGCAUCUGUCCAAUGGCCGGUGCACUCGAUCACCCACUUCACCCAUUCAAUGGAACGGAUUACUAAGAUGCAACAAAUGAAGCUGUGUAAUAAAUGCAUUAAAAUCAAUUUAACAUAGAUUGUUCUUAGAACAUGUAAAACAUUUAUAACCAAAACAUAAAAUUCUCACCAAAUAAAAGCAAGCAAAAACAAAUAAAGAAACAAAAAAACCAAA